Molecule: messenger RNA, 1010 nt
Organism: Acanthochromis polyacanthus (spiny chromis)
Lineage: Eukaryota; Metazoa; Chordata; Actinopteri; Pomacentridae
Gene: rbm8a
Product: RNA binding motif protein 8A
Exons: 6
Coding region: 77-604 (175 amino acids)
Biological process (GO): RNA splicing
Cellular component (GO): exon-exon junction complex; cytoplasm; nucleus
Molecular function (GO): mRNA binding
Source: RefSeq, a predicted model, not a curated record
CCUGGCAACAUCCGCAGCCUCAGCGCUCUUUUUACGUCCGCACGUUGCGCCGCUCAGCUACAAACACAGAGACAUCAUGGCGGACGUGUUGGACCUUCACGAAGCGGGAGGCGAGGACUUUCCUAUGGAUGAGGAUGGCGAUGAGAGCAUCCACAAGCUGAAGGAGAAAGCCAAGAAGAGGAAAGGGCGAGGCUUUGGUUCAGAGGAAGGAGCCAGGUCCAGAACCAAAGAGGACUAUGAUACAGUGGAGCAAGAUGGGGAUGAGCCAGGACCUCAGAGGUCUGUCGAGGGAUGGAUCCUGUUUGUGACAGGAGUACAUGAAGAGGCCACAGAGGAAGACAUCCAUGACAAGUUCUCAGAGUUUGGAGAAAUCAAGAAUCUGCAUCUCAACCUUGAUCGUAGAACAGGCUACCUCAAGGGCUAUGCACUGGUGGAGUAUGAGACCUACAAAGAAGCCCAGGCAGCCAUGGAAGGGCUUAAUGGUCAGGACCUGAUGGGCCAGCCUAUAAGCGUUGACUGGGGAUUUGUCAGAGGGCCCCCCAAGAACAAGAGAAGGGCUGGUGGCCGGAGACGCAGCAGAAGUCCAGACAGGAGGCGGCGUUGAGUGGAGGAGGCGUCUGUCACUAUGACUAGCAGUUUAACAUCUUCCAUCUUCUCAUCUUCUCCUAAGAAGCUAAUUUUGGAAUUUUUGUACCAUAUUUUUGAGUAACAGUUGUACGGCAUCUACAUGUAAGAUUGCAUAUAUUGAGAUAAGGAAUAACAAAAGAAAUUGGUUUAACAGCACCAUUUGCAGUUACUUCUAACUUAGUUAUGGAGCCUUAAAAGGCAAAGAUAUUUGGAUCUGUUAGUGAAACUACUUUUUUAGUUUCAGCACCAACUGUCAGUAGUACAUGUUUAUGCUUUUCAUGAUUCCCUCAAAAUGUUGUUUUCUCAAUGUUGCGUGCAUUUUAUUCUGAUUGAGUAUUUUGUUUUAUAUGACUUGGGGAAAAUUAAACUUUUUAAAAGGUUAA